GAACCGGGAGGCGGCUCGCGACAGAGCCAGUGGAACGGACGCUGUUACCGGGUGAGGAUCCACUUGUCGGCUCUGCUAACUGAAUGGCUGCAAUAUUUUGGAAAUAGUCGUAAACAUUGGAUUCUACCUACGUGACGUGUAUCGCAAAGGUCGCGCUACAUGAGGUUAUAGCAGCAUUCUCGAGGGAACGAGAGAAGCCCCGUGAAUAUUUGCAAGAGAAAACACCUGGUCUCCCGAGUCCCUGCCUUUCAUCCUUUCCUGAGCAAGAUGGGGAAUGGAUUAUCGGAGCCCCAUGCCAUCUUUCCCUGUUUGCCGUCGUUUCAAGCCCUGCACAUUGUUAUUCUCGGGCUGGACUGUGCUGGUAAGACCACCGUGCUGUACCGGCUGCGUUUCAAUGAGUUUGUGAACACCGUUCCCACCAAAGGCUUUAACACGGAGAAGAUCAAAGUCACUCUUGGUGGAAAAAGCCGGACGGCGACUUUUCAUUUCUGGGACGUCGGCGGUCAGGAGAAGCUCCGGCCACUUUGGAGGUCCUACACGCGGUGCGCCGAUGGUCUCGUGUUCGUGGUGGACUCGGUAGACGCCGAGCGCAUGGAGGAGGCCAAGACAGAGCUGCACAAGAUCACAAGGCUCCAGGAGAACCAGGGGGUGCCGGUUUUAGUGGUGGCUAACAAGCAGGACCUUCGCAACGCGCUGCCUCUGUGCGUGGUGGAGCAGAUGCUGGCGCUGAAUGAGCUCGGCUCUCACACUCCCUGGCACCUCCAACCCGCAUGUGCCAUCAUUGGAGAAGGUCUACAAGAAGGCCUAGAGCGGCUGCAUUCCAUGAUCAUCAAGAGGAGAAAGACGAUGAGGCACCAGAAGAGAAAAAGAUGACUUUAUUGAUGUAUUGUGUGCGGGACGUGAUGGUUGCCUCUGUGAUGGCUCUGCUGAUGCGCUGGGGGCCUGCGUGGCCCUACGCUUCUGGAAUUAUCAUCAGACUGAGUUUUAUCAGUCAGGUGGUGCAGGGUAAAUACAGUUCAGAGACACGCGAUCUGUGUGUCCAGCAGCAAGAGGACAAUAUUGAUUUAACACGUUGGAUUGUAGCGGCGAUGGGACAACACAUGUGGGACGUUUAUGUCAACACGGUGUUACGCAAUGUCGUUGGGUCUGUGGUACACGGAGCCUAUACUUACAAAUGAGAAAGACUGGAUACUGAGUUAGUCUGUGUGUUACGCAUCUACAAGCAUCAUUUUAAAAACAAUGUAAAGUCAUGAAAUGGGAGGAUUGAUUACCAAAGCUGCCAUGGACGUAAAUGUUCUUGAAACUCUCAUUGGUUUGAUUUCAUAUUGAUGGCCAGUGCUUGUUGUCUUGGUGGUCAGGGGAACAACAAUAAGCUUUAUGGAUCACUUGUUUGGGAAUGCACAAAUGUUUAAACAGUGUCACAGGGUAUCUAUACACUCUGACUUUAGUUCAGAAGUGAUAAUUGUUAAGAUUUGUUUAAUGUUAUGGACGUACCGUCCCUCUUGUUGGCUGAUGUGCAUUAGGCCUUCUCCUAAACUUACUCCUAAAAUAUUUUUAAAGAAGAUGAUUACUGGUGUAACUUUUUGCUGUACCCACAUUGUGUACUUCCCUGAACGACAAGAGAUGUUUAAAUGCACUUUAGCGAUUCCCUUUUUCUAAUCCAUGAACUCGGAUCAUUCAUGUUUUGUAAAGAAUUUCAUAGAAUCAUAAUACAGAAAAGUAAUGUAUUGCUUCAAAUGGAGCGUUUUUUAAUAUUCAUUGUUCCACAUUCAGACGCGUCAACCUGUCACUCCGUGCUUGUGAGUUCAGGGAUGUUCAUAUUUAUGUGUCAGAAUUUGUACACUUUGAAUAAAUCCACAGCUACACGAA
Triplophysa rosa is the source of this 1869-nucleotide messenger RNA. It is a transcript of the gene arl4ab, whose product is annotated as ADP-ribosylation factor-like 4ab. Gene Ontology annotation, cellular component: cytoplasm. NCBI's taxonomy places the organism in Eukaryota, Metazoa, Chordata, Actinopteri, Cypriniformes, Nemacheilidae. The record is from RefSeq and is a predicted model, not a curated record. Gene Ontology annotation, biological process: vesicle-mediated transport; intracellular protein transport. Bases 268 to 873 code for a protein of 201 amino acids. Gene Ontology annotation, molecular function: GTPase activity; GTP binding. The transcript has 2 exons.